This is a messenger RNA of Fusarium poae, 2340 nucleotides long. RefSeq lists its product as uncharacterized. The coding region runs from base 1 to 2340 and encodes 779 amino acids. Gene Ontology annotation, biological process: proteolysis. Gene Ontology annotation, molecular function: serine-type peptidase activity; dipeptidyl-peptidase activity. NCBI's taxonomy places the organism in Eukaryota, Fungi, Ascomycota, Sordariomycetes, Hypocreales, Nectriaceae. The transcript has a single exon. The record is from RefSeq and is a predicted model, not a curated record.
AUGGCUGCCAAAGUCGUUCUGGCCACUCUUUUGGCCUUGGCCCCUCUGGGUCUGGCUGUUGAUCCUCCCCGCAAGCCUCAUCAACCUACAGGCGAUGGAGAUCUUCUUCUCACCUUUAACCAGACCAGUCCGAGUGCCAAAAUACGACCAUCCUCAUUAAGUGUCGACUGGUCUUCUGCUGGUGGUGAUGGAAACUACAUCGUCCUCAGCGACGAUGGCGAUCUCGUUCUAGAGGAUAUUCUCUCUGAGAAGACGACAAAAUUUGUCACGGCCGAUAAGCUUCCCAAGGAUCUGCACGAGUACUGGAUUAGCGGUGACGCGAAAAAGGUCCUGGUUGCUUCCAACUACACCAAGCAGUACCGCUACUCUUACUUCGCUGAUUACUUUAUCCUCGAUGUUGAGUCUGGCAAGAGUGAGCCACUUGUUGAGAACCAGGUUGGCGAUAUUCAGUAUGCUCAGUUUGCGCCCAAUGGAGAUUCUGUUGCUUUUGUGCGCGACAAUGAUCUCUUCAUCCGCCGCAGUGAUGGCAAGGUCGAUCAAAUCACUUCCGACGGUGGCCCUGAUAUGUUCAACGGUGUUCCUGACUGGGUCUACGAAGAAGAGAUUUACGGUGGUCGCUCUGCUUUGUGGUGGUCUCCUGAUUCCGAGUUUAUUGCUUUCCUCAGCUUCAACGAGACUGGUGUCGGCACAUUCACUAUUCCUUACUACAUGGACAACCAAAAGGUCGCUCCUACAUACCCUCGUGAGCUGGAUCUUCGUUACCCCAAGGUCGGAUCCAAGAACCCAACUGUGGAGCUCAAUAUCCUUAAAGUUUCCGAGGGCGAGUACAAGCCUGUACCCGUCGAGGCUUUCGAGCCUGAGGAGCUCAUUAUCGGCGAGGUUGCUUGGGUCACCAAGGACCACAGCGCUCUCAUCUUCCGCGCUUUCAACCGUGUUCAGGACCACGAUGCUCACGUUGUUGUCAACCCGGAGACUCUUGAGUCCAGCACUGUUCGUGAGCGCGAUGGCAGUGACGGAUGGUUAGAGCAUACUCUUUCCAUCUCCUUCGUCGGACCCUUGGGUUCUUCCGGAGACGAGACUUACUAUGUUGACGUGAACGACGAGGACGGCUGGAACCACAUCUAUCUCUACCCUGUCAACGGCGGAGAGGCUAUCCAGCUUACUUCUGGCGAGUGGGAGGUCUCCACCAUUCUUCACAUUGACACUGCCAAGAAGCUCGUUUACUUUCAGGCUUCUAAGAGACACUCCACUGAACGACAUGUGUACAAAGUCUCAUGGGUGACCAAGAAGCUUACCCCUCUUGUUGAUGAGUCCGUCCCCGGUUACUGGAGCGCUUCUUUCUCCUCCAGCGGUGGCUACUACAUUCUUCACUACCAGGGCCCCGAUGUUCCCUACCAAGAGCUUUACACUUCCAACUCUACCAGCAAGCCAGUCCGUACUCUUGUCGACAACAAGCAGUUCUACAAGAACCUCACCCAGUACAACCUCCCCAACAUCACCUACUUUGAGCUUGAGCACCCUGAUGGUUACACUCUGAACGUCAUGCAGCAGCUGCCCCCCAACUUCAACUCAUCCGAAAAGUACCCAGUCCUCUUCACUCCCUACGGCGGCCCCAACUCUCAGCGGGUUGUCAAAUCUUUCCAGGCUCUUAACUGGAAGCAGUACAUCUCCUCUGACCCCGAGCUUCAGUAUAUUGUCUACACUGUCGACAACCGUGGAACUGCCAUGCGUGGCCGCAAGUACCGCUCCCUGGUGACUUCUCAGCUCGGAAAGCUUGAGCCUCUUGACCAGAUCUGGGCCGCUGAGCAGCUUGCCUCCAAGUUUGAUUUUAUCAACGCCGAUAAGAUUGGUAUGUGGGGUUGGUCCUACGGUGGUUAUCUCACAGCCAAGACCAUUGAGGCGGACUCUGGUGUCUUUAGCUUCGGUCUCAUCACUGCCCCUGUGUCUGACUGGCGUUUCUACGACUCCAUGUACACUGAGCGUUACAUGAAGACCCUGGAUGAGAACGAGAAGGGAUACCUCGAGACCGCUGUGCACGACGUGUCAGGUUUCAAGAACAUUGCCGGUCAGUUCAGUGUUCUUCACGGCACUGGUGACGAUAACGUGCACUACCAGCACGCGGCUGCCAUGAUUGAUCUUCUUGUUGGAUCCGGUGUGUCACCUGAGAAGAUGAAGAUGUUUGCUUUCACGGAUAGUGACCAUAGUAUCGUGUACAAUGGUGCUUCAGUCUGGAUCUACAAGUAUCUCACUGCUAGAUUGUACGAUGAGGUCAAGAGACAGCCCAAGGCUAAGGCUUUGAGUCACCAGUGGAAUAAGAGACGGGUUGAGAUUAUCGCUUAG